Molecule: messenger RNA, 2195 nt
Organism: Macadamia integrifolia
Lineage: Eukaryota; Viridiplantae; Streptophyta; Magnoliopsida; Proteales; Proteaceae
Product: serine/threonine-protein kinase BSK1-like
Exons: 9
Coding region: 390-1907 (505 amino acids)
Biological process (GO): brassinosteroid mediated signaling pathway; protein phosphorylation
Molecular function (GO): protein kinase activity; ATP binding; protein binding
Source: RefSeq, a predicted model, not a curated record
AGGGAGAGAAACAGGUGUCAGUGUAGAAAGAAGAAAGAAGGGAGAAUGCAGUAAAGACGGAGAGAGAGAGAGAGAGAGAGAGAGACCCAUUUUCUCCGGCAAGUCAUCAUUAAGAUCUCUCUGUUCGCUGUUGCUUAUUCGCUCUCCCUCCUGCUUUCACACCCGCAUAGUCUCACAUACACAAGCAGCCGACUCUCAUAGACAGAGCAGAGGGAGCCAGGGAUGGAGAUAGAUACCUAAGAUUUCUCUCUUCUUCCGCUCUGUUUCUUCUUAUUCUUCUUCUUUUUGAGUCCGCCACCACUACUAACACCACCACCACCUCUACAAUCAAACUACUCAGAAGUGGGGAGAAGGGUAUUAGCCUAUAAGGGGAUAGAGAGACAGGAGUCAUGGGCUGCUGUGAAUCAUCGCUGAAAAAAAAAAGAACUCGAGCAGAUAAAGACAAGGUACAACAUCAUAGCCAAAAUCCGCUAUUCAACCCCUCACCUCCUUCCGGAGACUCUGACCCUGCUGCUGUUGCUGCUGGAGUUCCUCCUUUUUCCGAGUUCUCACUUUCCGACCUCAAAGCCGCCACCAACAACUUCAGCUCCGACUUCAUCGUAUCCGAGAGCGGCGAGAAAGCCCCCAAUUUCGUCUACAAGGGCCGUCUUCAGAAUCGUCGAUGGAUCGCUGUCAAGAAAUUCACCAAAUUAGCAUGGCCCGAUCCCAAGCAGUUUGCUGAGGAAGCUUGGGGCGUCGGGAAGUUGCGGCAUCGAAGGCUUGCGAAUUUGAUCGGGUACUGCUGCGAUGGCGAUGAGAGGUUACUUGUUGCUGAGUACAUGCCCAACGACACCCUUGCGAAGCAUCUAUUUCACUGGGAAAAUCAAACCAUUGAGUGGGCAAUGCGUUUAAGAGUUGCUUUAUAUAUUGCUGAAGCCUUGGAUUAUUGUAGUACAGAAGGGCGACCAUUGUACCAUGACCUCAAUGCUUACAGGGUCCUAUUUGAUGAGGAUGGUGAUCCACGGCUUUCCUGUUUUGGCCUUAUGAAAAAUAGCAGGGAUGGGAAAAGUUAUAGCACAAAUCUUGCUUACACCCCUCCAGAGUAUUUAAGAAAUGGAAGGGUCACUGCUGAAAGUGUCAUCUUCAGCUUUGGUACCGUCCUCUUGGAUCUUCUAAGUGGGAAACACAUCCCUCCAACUCAUGCCCUUGACAUGAUACGUGGCAAAAACAUUCUUCUCUUAAUGGAUUCACAUUUGGAGGGAAACUUUUCAACAGAAGACGCAACUGUGGUGGUUGGGCUUGCUUCUCGUUGUUUGCAGUAUGAACCUCGGGAACGACCAAAUCCAAAAAACCUUGUUGCAACACUCGCACCACUGAGUACAAAACAUGAUGUUCCAUCUCAUGUGAUGCUUGGAACCCCAAAGCAUGAGGAAGCUCCUCCUACCCCACAGCAUCAUCCUCUCUCUGCAAUGGGUGAGGCCUGUUCACGAAUGGACCUCACAGCUAUCCACCAGAUUUUGGUGAUGACACACUACAGAGAUGAUGAAGGAACCAAUGAGUUAUCGUUCCAAGAGUGGACACAACAAAUGCGUGAUAUGCUGGAAGCAAGGAAGCGUGGGGAUUUUGCAUUCCGUGAUAAAGAUUUUAAGACUGCAAUAGAUUGUUAUUCUCAGUUCAUUGAUGUGGGAACAAUGGUUUCCCCUACCGUUUAUGCCCGACGGAGCCUGUGCCAUCUCAUGUGUGACCAACCUGAUGCUGCCCUCAGAGAUGCAAUGCAGGCACAGUGUGUCUAUCCAGAAUGGCCUACGGCCUUCUAUAUGCAGGCGGUUGCGCUUGCCAAGCUUGACAUGCACAAGGAUGCUGUUGACAUUUUGAAUGAAGCUGCGGGACUAGAAGAAAAGCGGCAAAAAGGUGCCAGGGGAUCCUGAGAACCCUGAAACGCAGCAACCCCCAUGGUUGCAGAUUGCACCCACCCACCCACCCACCCACCCCCACCCAUUGUUGUUGACAACAGAUAGAGCUUUGAGUAAAGCGAGUUGUGGAUUUGCUACUCAACCGAAGAAAAAUGUAAUAUAGCGAGGUCGUUCUUUUUCUUGUAACUAUGCAUGUGCUCUUUUCUCCAAUUCUUAUAUUUUCAUUGUAAGGCAUUUAUAUGGUUUUAAGAUUGUGUAAAUCAUGGAAUAUAUAAUACAACAGGAUUUUUCUACAAGCCAAAA